GUUACGUUUACUCUGUGUGUGUGUGCGGUGGUAUACGUGUAAAUUGUAUAGGGUUUGUUCUUGUGUGUGUGCAUGGAGAUCUCCUUGGUGUGUGCGAUGAAUGCGAGCCAGCCAGACUAUCGCUGUGAGCAAAAACCGCAUCCUCGAUCUGCAAUGCUGCUGUGAAACUAUUUUCGCAUCAUGUCAAGGCGUAAGCAACCCGCUCCUGCCCGACUCUCCGAUGACCUUGAAGGAGAGGGGACAGGAAAAGGGAAGAAAGCCAAGUCAGAGCCAGCAUCAGAAGUGACGAGGAGAUCGUCUGUUAAGGGUCGUCAAUCAGUGGACAGAAAGCAGCCCCCAGUAAGAUCAGUGAACGGUCACAGCAGAGAGAGACCCACGGCAAAGAGGCGGAACUCAUUAGCCAAGGAUAAGAAAACUCAAGUUCAGAAGCGAUCAGCGGCAAAGUCGGAUCUGCAAAAUGGAGAUGUUGGCGAGCUGCGUGUGACAAAGAAGUCUUUCAAAAAGGGUAAAUCUGAUGAUGUGGUGGAACCGGAAACAGGACCGGAUGGGAAAGAACAUGAAGUGAAAGAACCUGAAGUGAAGGAACAAGAUGUUAAUGGGGAGGUGGUGAAUGGUGUAGAGCCAAGUGACGCAGUUAGGCAUGAGCAUGCGUCCCUCGCUGAUGGGGAUGAUGCUGCCACCACCGUUGAUGACUUGCAGGAUAAUCGUGUUGGCAUUGCUGGUUGCCUUGUAGAGCCUGCUGGUGAGUCAGACAUAGGAGGAGGGGGCACGACAGCCGGCGUGGAUCAAGUGCCUUCAUCACAGCAACCCUUGACAGGUGUUGAGGCAAUGCAGAGGGGGCAAAAUCAAACUGAAGAGGGGGAGGAGGAGGACACAAAGCUUGAUGAUGCAGAGACUUCAAACUCAUCAAUGUCGGUCUUGCAGGAUAACUCUCUCCCCGACCAGGUAGACUUUCUGAGUGCUAAGGCAGCAGCGGCAGCGGUUGUAUCGGGGGCGGUCCUCGCUGCUGCGGUAUCUAUGGAGGAUGAACAGUCGAUUGCGAGUAGCUUCGGCGGUGGCAGCAUGAGGGGUCCUGAGGAAAUCGGGAGGAGUGAUUCACCAAUGUGGACUGACAGAUGUCUGAAGCAGGAGGGGGAGACUCAGAAUGGGGUGGAUGGAGGGUCAAUGAAGCCAAGAGCUACUUCACCUACGAGUUCUGUUUCCAAUGACAGUACACCAUCAAAGAAUUCUAUGAAGAGAAGACGUCCUUUUGAAUGUCCCGAGUCCUUAACAUGCCAGGUCUGCAACAUUGACUUCCCAACUGCUCAUGAGCUUACACUCCAUGUCCGCACCCACAAUGCUGCCAGCUCUCACUCUUGCACCAUCUGCGGAAAGAAGCUGAGCUCAACCAGUUCCUUGGACCGUCACAUGUUGAUCCAUUCUGGAGAAAGGCCCUUCACCUGUCCAUUGUGUUCCAUGUCCUUCACCACCAAUGGCAACAUGCAUCGUCAUCUCCGAACCCAUGAGAAAGGAGGUGAGCUGCCUCCUCCAGACUAUGUGGUGAAGCACGACUAUGCCAAGCCCCGCAAGCGUGUUCCUUCUCGAAGGGUCAUCGAAAACCUUGACAUCGAAGGUGGGAGUGCACAGCGGGAAGGACAACCUGCCAAGAAGAAGGUGCAUCAUAGUGAAAAGAAAUCCCCAGAAAAGAAGCUACCUGUGGAAGGGAAAAAGCCUUUGAACCUUAGUAUGAAAAGUUCUGAUGAAGGAAUCUCUAAUAUGCCUAUGGACUUGUCCUCAGGGGAAACACAGACACGUGUGAGUGAAAGCGUCGAAGAGGAGAAGAAAGUAGAGGAAGAACUUUCAUGCCCUAUAUGUAGUAAAACAUUUCUAUGUAGAUAUGGUCUCCAGACUCAUAUUGAGCAACAUCCUAACAAAGUACUGGAAUGCAUGAUUUGUAAUCAAACAUUCCGCAACCAGAAGGGUCUCCGUAUGCAUGUCCACAUGGCUCAUCGAAGAAGCAAAGCCCCAUCCCCUGUCACAGCUAGUGAGAAAGAAUUUUCAAGUAUGACUGAGUUGGGAUUCGCUGAAUUCUCCUCUCCAAAGUUUGCCCUCAUUGCUCAGGUGUGGUGUGAAAAGAAUUCUCCCAGAACAACUGAUUUAGAAAGUUUAUAUGAGUGUAAGGACUGUAAUAAAUCUUUUCCCUGUCAAAGUGCCUUAAAUCUUCAUUAUGAAAAAAUGCAUUCCACAGGUAGUGUUGGAGAGAUGGAUAUCGACAGUGAGAAUAUUGACCCUUCUAAUGAUGAAAUAUCACGUGAUGAAUUCCUUGCUGCGCUGAAUCUCAAACCAAGAACCCCUCCGCAGUCACCUAAGAAAGUGCCUAAACCAUCACCCAAUAAUUCCCCACUAAAGUCCAAAGACAUUGAUAUGGUCGAGUCCAUCCGCCCAGCACCUAUUCUGAAUAGCAUGCUGAGCAGACCAUCGCUCACAUCUCCAGAGAAAGCCAAAAGCUCUUUGCUUCAACAACAUCUUCAAGCUUCACCUCUUUUAGCAAUGAAGCACUUCUCAAAUCCUCUAGGUGCACAGCUCCACGUUGCUCAGGCUAAGCCAAUGUCUAUGAAGCACUCCCCAGUCAAGGGUGUUACAGCAGGAAGUCUCCCACACAUCAAAUCAGAACGAGAUGUCGCUGAAGGAUCGGAGUGUAGAGUGGAGAAUGCUGUUGAGCCAAAGUCUGGUGACGUUGCCAUGGAAAUGCACACACCUCGUGAGUUUGCCAGUCAGAAUAAUGCAACAGCAGAAGUUCCUGAGAACUUAGCUAACGAUAUAGUAGCAGCUGAAGUUGGAGGAGAAUUUAGUGCAUCACUAGAGGAAAUAGAGGAGGAACCGUGUGAUCUUUCAUCUGUUAACAAGAAGAAAGGAAUCCAUACCUGCAAGUACUGCAAGAAAGUCUUCCCAUUCUCCAGCACCUUGAAGGUUCAUACACGUAGCCACAUGGGUCUCAUGCCUUACAAAUGUAUGCUGUGUGAUUAUGCGAGCGCAGACAAGAGUACCCUUGUUAGACAUAUGCGCACACAUAGUGGAGAACGCCCAUACUCUUGCAAGGUCUGUGACUUUGCAUUCACCACCAAAGCCAACUGUGAGCGCCAUGUUAGGAAGCGGCAUAACAAGAAUACCAAAGAAGAAGCAGAAGAAGUCAUUAUUCACAAUCCAAGCCCCAAGCAUGACAAUGAAAGCAAGUACAGCUCGCCAUGCACAGUUUGCAAGAUUUGCAACAGGGAUUUCAAAUUCUUCAGAGACUUACAAAACCAUCUGCGUGUUCAUGAGAAGACGCCCCAGAAGCCCUUCACGUGCACCAAGUGUCAAGUAGGCUUUAGUAGCCUCAGUAAUUGUGCUCGGCACAUCAUGAGGCGCCAUGAAGAAGUGAAAGCAGAUGAAGUGGAGACCUAUAUCACUGUGUUCCAGCAUGAAGAUGAGAAGAAUGCCCCUAUCAUCAAGAUUCCUAAAUACGUAAAGAGUGAGUCGAGAAGCAUUACCCCUAACUUUGAUAAUCAAGGAGAGCAGCUAGAACCAUUGGAUUUUAGCUUAAAGAAAUCCCCGGAGAACUGUAGCACUACUGCACAGGUUGGUCAACGCAGAAAUUCAAUAUUUACUGAAGACACCCCAAUCGAUCUGUCCAUGCCUAAAUCUGCUCUACCACUGAACUUUUCGGUAAAGCCUGCAAAUUCACUUGGAAUCUAUCGCUUCAAAGAAGUCUACCAUAAGUUUUACAAUGCAGUUACUGAUGCUCUGAUGUGCCCACAUUGUCCUUUGCAAUUCAACCGUGGAAGCCAUCUUAAGACACAUAUUAGGAGUCAUACAGCUGAGAGACCUUAUCGAUGUCACCUUUGCCAAGCUGCCUUCACAAUGAAAGCAAACCUUGAAGCUCAUAUAGUACGUCGUCACAGCAAUUCAGAUCAUUCUGAAUCCCAGCAAUCCUUCAUCCCAAAGAGUGCCACACCUAUGCAGUUCAAACUAAUGGCCAAGUCUUCAUCAGGUCUGCGUUUCACAUCAAGAGCAUCAAAGACUGCUGUCCCUCUCAUCUCACCCAACACUCCAGUUGGUGCAUCUCAACAGAUCAAGCUUGGUCCAUCUCCACAUAACAGUGUUGGUUCAGACUCCAGUGGAGAACUUGCCAGUGUUAGUAAGAUGCUGGCAGCUACUGAUUCAAAUCAGUUCAAACUGUUUCUAUCACCACCAGAAUCUAGAUCACCCCUUACAAUCACUGAGAUUUUCCAUGAAACAGAUGAUGACUACAAGGAUGAGGAGAGCCAGGAAAUCUUGAACAACAUCUCCGGUGAACCCCCUGAAAUGGGACUUGACCGCAUUCAAAAUGUUGAUGUCUUCAAUCAAGACUCUGCAAGCGAAACCAUGGAUUUAAGUAUGUCAAUAAAGGUAGAGGAGCAAGAUUCUUUGGUAGAUGAUGAAUCAGGUGGAGCUCUCCAUAUUGUGGAAGAUGACAAAAUAAUAGAUGACAGUGAUAAGAAUGUAAAAGAUGACAGAAAGGAAAGAAGGGGAACAAAGUUUGAAAGCAAACAGUGCUGUCCGUACUGUGGCCGACGCUUCCCUUGGAUAAGUUCUCUGCGAAGACACAUCCUCACCCAUACUGGUCUUAAGCCGUACCAAUGCCCUCAGUGUGGUGCCAACUUCUCAACCAAAUCCAAUUGCGAGAGACACAUAGUAAGGCGUCAUGGUGGUGCAAGGCCUGGUAGUCUAGGAGGUUCUGUACCUGGAGGUCAAGAUCAACCCUUCAUGUGUCCAGAAUGCAAAGGGUUCAAAUGUACUACAAGAACACAGCUGCAAGGCCACUAUGAGCAGAAUCAUCCACAAAUUGACUUUGCUGGCAUUUACCCAGAAGCCAAGAAGGUAGCAUCAACUUCCGUAGAGAUAGUAAAUAAACAACUUGAUGCUAAACUUACUUCAGAAGCUCCCUUGUGUUUGAGAGUAGACAACGGUAACAGUGGAAAGAGCAUCGAGGGGGACACCACACAAUCUGAAGACAUCCCUGCUGACUUGUCAACUACUAAUUCCAAGUCACAGAAGAAAUCUAAAGGUGUUCCACUUCGAGUAAAAAUGUUUACUGGCAAGGGUGUUGUCAAGGUUGCUGCUGUGAAUGGUGAAUCUACCGAUGCCUUAGGGGAAGAUGAAGUUGCAACCACAAAUGGUGGAUCACUGAUAGAAGAUGAUGCUAAAGAUUCAUUUGCGGAAAGUGCCUCACAAGUGCUGGGGGAAGAGAUAGAAGAAGAGUUAGAAGACGAAAUGAAAGACAUUCUUGAAGAUGAAGGAGUAGUUAGUGUUCAGCCCUCUGGUGAUGAUGUAGAUGAAAUUGUGCCCCAAAUUGCUGCAGCUGUUGGAUUGAACUCUUCUGAUGCAAAGUCUCGUCCGAAGGGAAAGAAAAACAGAGCUCGAUUUGAAUGCACCCAAUGCUGCAAGCGUUUCAAGACUGCUGCAACACUAGAGAAACAUGAGAAAGUACAUGAAAUUGAACACCCUUACCACUGCACAGAUUGCAAGGCAACUUUCACCACCAAGUUCAACUGCCAUCGUCAUAUGAUAAAGCUGCACAAGAAAAACAAAGAAGACAUGGCUAAUUGGUCAUUGAAAGAAGAUGGCACCGGAAGUGUCAAGAAUAGUGUAAUGAAUGGGGACAUUGGCCAAAUGACUGCAGAAACUAAUCCUCAAGCCAACCAAGAACUAGAUAACAUGUCCCACACUUCGCUCAACCUUGGUGACAGUGUCAGUGCCUUAGGGGAGACAAACAAGGAUAGCAGAAAUGGUACUCCUGUCCCAUUCCAUCUUACUCAGAAAGGUAAGAAACGUCCAAGCUUGGCUCAACUAAUGAAGAUGACCAAGUCUCCCAAGCUUGAUGAGGCAUUGAGGUCUGGUGCAGUACAAGAUCUGCAGGGAAACACUGAUAAACUAAUGGCUGUCGAGAACUGGUUGAAUUCUGAUCUUGACCUGCAGAAUGGUCAAAUGAAUGGCUAUGCCUCGGAUGAUGAAAUGAACUAUGAUGGAGACAUUCCUAUUCUCAACCCAGAGUCGCCCACAUCCACUCAAGAAAGCCAACGUAACUCUGCAAGCUCUACCAAUGCUGGUAGCUCCAAGAAACCCACACAGCAGCAGGGGCUGUACGUGUCUAGUUUCUUGGAAGAUGAGGACUCUCUGGUGGCUCAGGAUGUUGCCAACCCCUCCGAUGUCUUCACCGGAGGACAGGGUGAGGAAAAGAAUGACAUCAUAUCAAAUCUCCUAGGAAUCCAGGACUCGUCUGUCCUAGAUCAGAUGCUUGAAUCUGCUGACUCGGCUGCAAGACUUCUAGGAGUAUCGAAUGGAUAGAUAAUACCUGGUUACAAUAUACCGAUGUGAUUUGUACAUAUUUCUUUGUGUGAUUUACAUUCCAUCACUCAACUAUCUUGAUUGUCUUGGAAAUCUUAUAAAACAAGAAAAUCUUACCGUUUUUCCUGAAGAAUUUAUAUUGCAUUUGUGCCUCUAAUAUCGAUCUUUCAAUUCAUUAUCUCUUCCAUUUUCUACAAUUUUGACAUUUCUGAAUCUUUUUCCUCUGUAAUUCCACAUUCCUUUGUGUUUUCCUAUUUCUUGAAUUUCCACUUCAGUAUUUCCAUCUUGCAUGUCUUUGUGCCUUUUCCAAACUAAUUCUGCCUUGCCGGGAUUUAUAUACCUCUUCAAUAAUAUGGCUUGAUUAGAUGAAAUAUAUGUAUAUUUAUGUUUUGGUUGUAUUGAUAGUGUCAAAAUUUGUGCCUGGAUGUGUGAAGUCUAUAAUUACAGAGAUGAUAAACUGUGAAGUUUGAUGGCACUUUUCACAUUCCCAUGUCGUAACUAUUUUGUUGAAAUGGGACCUGAUAUGCCGAUCUGGGCCCUGUUACAUAAACCUUAUGAAUUGAUUUUAGAGCUGAUGUCUAUGAUAGAUGUCAUUGGUUAUUGUGUAUGAUCACUUGUGAAAAUCAGCCCUAUGAUUAAGUGCUUAGCUUUAUGUUACUCGGCCCAGGAUUCUACUUUUCUAUUUGUGUGUGGAAAAUAUGGUUCUCUUUUCUUCAAAAAACCUGUUGGUGUCAUUCUGUUUCUUGUGUAUAUUUGAAUUCCUUAAAUAUUUAAAGAAGAAACAUUUAUUCUAAAUUUCAUUUUAUAACAGUUCUUAUGAUGACCAAUAAUUUGUUUGCUCUUUAUUGUACUUUAUGUAUAUGAAAUUUAUUGACAACUUGGAGUCAUCUUUCAUUUAACCAACUGAUUGAAUUUUACCAGUGCUAGUGAAAUGUUCGGAAUGUAUGUUAAUUUGACUAUGACAUUGUAAGCUCUAUUCCAUAAGCAUUCGAGUGAAUGCAUUGAUAUUACUUGGUUUAUUCCACACAUUCUUAUUCCACUCAAAUCACAUUUUCAAUUCCUUUAUGCAAUAUACCGGUAAAUGCAUUGAAUAUCAUGAGAGAUAACUCUGAAAUACAUUAAUCACUAUAUGCAUUCAUUUUAUGAUUUUCUUUUUUUUUCAAAACAGACUAUAAUAUUUAUAUUAUGACUUCUGGAAGUUGUCAACUGAUUUGUUCUUUGUUAUGCUUUGGUUUAUUUAAUAUGAUCAUGCUAUAUAACAUCUUUAUGUACUGUAUUAUUACUUUUUUUCAUAAUACACAUUCAUCAAAUGCAAAAUCAAGGUAUUAUAUUAGGCUUGAUUUCUUUGACCUUUGAAUGGCUGCAAUAUUUACACAGAUGUAUUUCCUAGAAUAUAUGAAAACAUAAUUAACGUUCUCAUUCAUUUCAUUAUGGUGCAUUUAUUUCAGACUCAUUUUAAACUCUCCUUCAUUAUAGGGAGUGAUUUAGUUAUAUUUGUAUUGUAAUAAAUGUGACAGAACUGAUAGGUUGAAAUGAAUUCACAGAUUUUCUUAAACAGAAAGGAUGUAAAUAAUUAUGUUUUAGUCUGGGCACAAGCAAUCACUAUUAGAAGACAUCAUACUCAUAAAAUAGGUAUGUGAUAGUGUUUAUAUAAGUCAAUAUAUAAAGGUUUUCAUUUAAUUGGGCAAGUGUAAAAUAUGAAAAUGAUAAUGGCAAAAACUUGGUUUACUGUACAUAAUUUUCUUUCUAUGUUAUGGGUAAUAAGACUCUGAGUGUUCUGUUUUGAAGAUGUUAUCAAAUUUAUUGAGUUUCUUUUUAGAUGUUAAAAUCAGUAAAGUUUAUAUAUAUGUUUGAAGAGUUUUAAGUUUGUGAGACACUGCACAUUGAUUGUGUAACUGAUGAGUAGAAAUCACAUGAAGUAAAACAAAAUUAUCUUUGAAAUGUGUCAUUGAUUGACAAAAAAUCUUUAUGAAGUAGAAAAUGAUCAGACUGUAAUAAAUUCUGGUUUUCAUGUUUGUUUAUUGAAUUUAUAUAAAAACAGAUCACAUGAUUUAUGAGUAAUUGAUGGCAAUUUAAAGUAUUUUGCUUUUUUGAAACUAUAUAUGUACAUUUUUGUUAUUUUCUAAAAUUUUCAUGGAAUAGGAAAUAUUCAGACUGUCUGUUUUUGUCCCUCUUUUUAUCUAUUUGCUGCAAAAUUUUAAUAUGUAAAUUCUUUCAUUUUUCUUCACUUGUUUCUUGGUUGGAACAUAUAUGUAAGAAGAUAUCACAUCUAUAACAAUUUUGAUAUGAUUUUAAGGUUUAAAAACUAAAGGAUAUUCAUACGUUGAUUUCAUAAUGUACUUUGUCUGUUAUCAUGUCCCUAUAAUGGAGGUAAUUUAUGUUUCUACAUUGUUUUUAAAUUGUGGACAAAAUAUUAGCAAUAUUGAUGUUUGUGCAUAGAAAACACAUAAAUUCAACAUCAGUAUAGUUAGGGUGAACCGAACUUACGUUAAAAAGAAAUUGUAUAUUUAUGGCUUUCCGCUCACUUUGAGAUCUUGUUAUAGUGAUAUCUGGAAAUUCUUGUGUGGUUUAUUCAAGGUCUUGUCUUGGAAAAAAAAUCAAAUCUAGAUCAUAAUUGUCAGUUUGAAGGAAAAAAGUAGCAACAAAUAUUGCUUAUUAGGAAGAAUAUUAAAUGUAAUCAAAGCAAUAUAGAACCAUACUCAACCAAUCACAUAUCACAAUCAUUUCAAAAUCAUGCAAACUGACAAACAUAGUAAUGAAUUUUCAAAUUUGUUAUUAUCCAGUAUCAUGAAAUAAAGGUGGAAAAUGGCCUCAAACUCAGUCCAUCCAAAAUAUGACAACAAAACUCUUUCCACAUAAAUUGUUGUAGUCAAGAAACAUUUCCUUUAUUCACUUGUGCCUUGAUCUGUGUAUUGACUUGAAAUCAAUAGCCAUUUAUAUCUAUCACUUUCUUGAUGUGUCGUUAAACAACAAUCUUCCAUAUGAAGUCUUCCUUCAAUUCUUUUUUGAUAUGGUUGUCAUGGAAACAAAGUAGAAGAGAGUUUAUGUCUUCCCGAAUCAUGAGCAGUAGUCGUUGAAAUAAAUUAUUAUGGGAUUAUGCGGGUUGUAUUUUAUAGAUUAUAUAUGUUGAGAUUUGUUGGUGUAAUAGUGAUCAGUAAUAAAUGUUUUAUGAUCAUGGAA
Lytechinus variegatus (green sea urchin) is the source of this 9525-nucleotide messenger RNA. RefSeq names its product ras-responsive element-binding protein 1-like (gene rreb1). Gene Ontology annotation, biological process: regulation of transcription by RNA polymerase II. Gene Ontology annotation, molecular function: RNA polymerase II cis-regulatory region sequence-specific DNA binding; DNA-binding transcription activator activity, RNA polymerase II-specific. Gene Ontology annotation, cellular component: nucleus. The transcript is spliced from 3 exons. Lineage: Eukaryota; Metazoa; Echinodermata; Echinoidea; Temnopleuroida; Toxopneustidae. The coding region runs from base 181 to 6345 and encodes 2054 amino acids. The record is from RefSeq and is a predicted model, not a curated record.